Messenger RNA from Sclerotinia sclerotiorum 1980 UF-70, 747 nucleotides. RefSeq lists its product with no specific name. NCBI's taxonomy places the organism in Eukaryota, Fungi, Ascomycota, Leotiomycetes, Helotiales, Sclerotiniaceae. Bases 1 to 747 code for a protein of 248 amino acids. The transcript has 3 exons. The record is from RefSeq and is a predicted model, not a curated record.
AUGUUUCCAUUUGGGACAAUACGCAGGCUUCUGCCUACCGCUCAACAAUGGAAAUGGUACGGAAUUGGAUCUAUAUCACUCCAGAUAUAUGGAAACCGCACAAUCUGGCUUUUGCAAGCGCGAAUCAUCGGCCAAUUACAGGAUGAAGAUGCUUUAGCAUUCAAAAAGAUGGCAUGUGAUGAAUGCACUAUGAUUGCCGUAGCUGCUGCAAUCGUUGCUCAAAUAGCUAUUACGGGCUUGUCGUUGGAAUCACUGAACCAGACGCAUUGGAUAGCAAAGUCUAGUUUUGUCAUGAGUUUAACUUUUGCCUUGGUUGCGGUGUACUAUUCUGUGGCGCAGCAAAGAAUUCUUGGUCGAUUGAUCAAAGCAAAGGAUGUUCGCAACUGGAUUCGAGGAAGAAAACAGGCAAUCAAUCGAAUCUUUUCCAUCGAAAUUGGACUCGAACUUGAUCCUUGCGAACCGGAUGAGUACACCCCGAGGAUUUCGGAUGUUCGAUUAUAUCUCUCUGGUGGGAUGUAUGUUGUAUUAGGAUGGUUUCAUAGCAAGGAAGAACGGUCAGAGUCUGAAAUCAUCGAUGGGUAUUUGCAUGAAUAUUUAGCAAAUCACCCUGAUGCGCUAUCUCGGUGGAAUUUUGACAGUCACUGGCAAUUUCGCAAUGGGAUUUUAAGACGUAUUAGUAGUAGUACAGAUACAGAGGAGAGAGUUGCCACCGCUCCCACGGAGCCGCAAGAGCUGGGCAAUGUGUGA